CACAUCUCCAACCAUCCUGUUUAUCCCACAGUUGAGAAUUGAGUGAACCAGAAAGAAGAAGAAGAAAGAAAAAAAAUGGCAGAGGAAGAAAACAGAGUGAUUCUGCACGGGUUCUGGGGUAGCCCAUUCGUGAAGAGGGUAGAAAUGGCCCUUAAACUCAAGGGCAUACCCUACGAGUACGUUGAAGAGGAUCUACGCAACAAGAGCCCCGCCUUACUUACCCACAACCCCGUCACCAAAAAGGUCCCCGUCCUCGUCCACAACGGAAAACCGGUGGCAGAGUCCCUCAUCAUCAUCGAAUACAUCGACGAAGUUUGGAAGACCACCGGGCCCAAAUUGCUCCCCGACGAUCCGUACAAACGGGCCCGAGUCCGGUUCUGGGCCGACUUUCUCCACCGCCAGGUGAUGGAGGCGGUGCUGGUGAUCUUGAAAACUGAUGGGGAGGCGCAGGAGAAGGCGGUGAAGGAGCUGGAGGAGAAGCUGGUGGUUUUGGAAGGCGGGCUGAAGGAAGAAGGUGUGUUUGGGGAUAAUGGAGGGAUUAGCAGCGCGGGGAUGCUGGAGAUUGUGAUGUGUUGGUGUUUCGGGGCGUACGAUUUGGGGGAGGAGGUGCUGGGGGUGAAGAUUGUGGAUUGGGAGAAGAAGGCUCCGUUGGUGUAUUCGUGGUUGCAGGGGAUCAGAGAGAUUCCUGUGGUGAAGGAGAUUGCGCCUCCUAAGGAGAAGAUGCUGGCCACGUUGCGGUUCAUUCGACAGAGUGCUCUUGAAUCUAAAAAUCUUGCCGUGUCCUCCUCCUGAAGAGGAAUCCAUCUUGAUUCAGGCUGCGUGCAGCGUGCUGGCUGGAUUGAUUGCCCUUCUGUUUAGCUUCUUGUUGUUGCCUUUUGUGCUCCUCUGUUUCGUGGUAGUUGUUUUGGACCAGGACGAGGUCCGGUGCUUGUUUCAUCUGGGUUGUCCCUUGUUUGUUGUCGAGUCCAAGUAUUGAUUCCUUUUUAUCAUUGAAUAUGAAACCCCCUAUAUAAAGGAGUCGAACUUGUUAAACUGAAAGAUCAACUUAUCCAACAAUACCACAGUUCUUUACAAUCUUAAGUCAUUUGAACUUAAUAUCACUAGCUUUGUACCCGGCCAAAUCUUAUUAUUUAUACGGAUAAAGAGGAUGUUCGGUU
This is a messenger RNA of Linum trigynum, 1157 nucleotides long. NCBI's taxonomy places the organism in Eukaryota, Viridiplantae, Streptophyta, Magnoliopsida, Malpighiales, Linaceae. The record is from the annotation of a GenBank genome assembly.